AUGGAUGAACAGCAAGUUUCUGUUUUGGAGGUAAUUAGAAAGCUUGGCAUAGUACCUGUCUACGGAUGGGAAGCUCGCUUUGAUCAUAAAUGUAAGAUAAAAUGCCGUCCUUUUACCGUGCCACGGACUUCGCAAAUGAGGGAUAUUUUGGGGAUGUCUCUUCGAUAUGCUUUCCAGUUUUACAUAAAGAAGCGUUUUAUUCAGCACCGGUUGCCCUUUAUUGAUGCUGUUUCUCACGUGCCAUGGAGACCUAUAUAUGGCGUACCGAUUGGAGGCAUUGGUAGUGGUUCUAUCGGGCGAGGAUAUCGUGGGGAGUUUUGUCGUUCAAGCCUGAUACCAGGUAUGUACAAUUACGACGUACAACCUGUUGAUCAAUUCAUCGUAACAGUCAGAAAAAAUGGUGUUACUGUUUAUCACCAAGUUCUGUCACCGUUAACGAAACCUCCAUCAAAUGCCAAGAAAUUAAAAAAGUGGAAGUGGGGUUUUGAUCCAGAAAAAGGUCAUUACCUUGGUUUAUAUCCUAGAUCAUGGACAGUUUAUGAAAUACCUGAACUUCAACUUGUAUUAGUUUGCCAACAGAUAUCCCCCGUUAUACCGCAUGACUAUCAGACAACAUGUCUUCCGGUUGCUGUAUUUUAUUGGAAAGUCAUAAGCUGGAAUAAAGAAAAUUUGAAAGUUACUAUCACAUUUUCAUGGCAUGGCCCAAAUCAUCGUAAACGAACUAAAUCAAGUGAUUUUUCCAAAUCUGAGGGCGAAAAUAAUAGUAGUGAAAACACUACAAAUACUCAUGUUUCUACUGCGGAAAAUGCUUUCCCAACUUGCUCUCAACGAUCCACAUCUUUUUCUACUGGAGGUAACGUACUUGGAUGUCUUUUAGAAAGAACUAUUGGGGAUGAAUUACCUUGUUGUUUUGGUAUCGCAGCUAAAUCAACAGACAAAGUCGAAGUAAGUCGGUGUCCAGGCUUCUGUUUUCACGAUAAAUCAUUGCACAUUACCUUGCAUGAUUCCAGACAUAAUCCCGAAGUUAAUGGGAACGGUCACUCAGAUGUGAUGACUUAUCUUUCCUACACUGAAGCACCAUCUGCUUCACAAUUCUGGAAUAAUCUUCAGUAUGAUCAAAUACCUCCUGAUUUCCAUACAAUUGGUUAUACCGUGCCACUUGAUUCUGAAGCCAAGAAAUCACCCAAACUAGCCAUAGCUGUAAGUGCCACAACUGAAGUACCCCGAUGCAACAUCACUGAUAAUCUUAAUCCUAGUCAAAGCGAAGUUGAAUUUGCCAUCACCUGGCAUUCUCCAAUAGUAAAAUUUCGAACAGGUGACGUUGUUUAUACUCGUCGAUAUGUUCGUUGGUUUCCUGUUGACAGAAUAUCUGGAGCUAAAUUGUUACUAGCCCAUGCAAUAGAUAAUUGGAGGCAAUGGGUCCAGAAAAUUGAGGAUUGGCAAAAUCCUAUCCUCAAUAAUCAAUCGCUUCCAAGUUGGUAUAAGUCUGCUUUAUUCAAUGAAUUAUAUUAUCUUAGUGAUGGUGGAACUGUAUGGCUAGAUCCAAUCCAAGUUGAUUGUUUUAAAUCAGAUCUGCUGAAUUGUAUACCACUAGACCUUGUACGAAGCUACAAAAAUGGUGUGGAUAUGGAUCCAUAUAAGUUAACUGGUCGCAAAAUUAAAACUCCAACUACAGUAACUGAAGAUAUGAAAGUCGACUCUUGGGAUCAUCGUGCUAGAUUAUCACGUGAAAUAGGUUUGUUUGGAUAUCUUGAAGGUCAUGAAUAUCGAAUGUACAAUACAUACGAUGUACAUCAUUAUGCAUCAUGGGCUUUAAUAAAAUUAUGGCCUAAAAUACAACUGGCUUUAAAUUAUGAUUGUGCCGAUUUGACUAUAGCUGAAGAUUCAACUUCAGUCUAUUACAUUGGUAAUGGGAAAACGUUAUUCAGAAGUUCCGAAUGUGCAGUUGUUCACGAUUUUGGUGAUCCGGAAGACGAACCUUGGCGAUGUACCAACGCCUACAUAAUGUUUCCUACUGAUACGUGGAAAGAUUUGAAUUCGAAAUUCAUUUUACAAGUUUGGCGUGAUUGGCGUAUUACACAAGACCAUCAAUAUUUAUUAUAUAUGCUUCCGAUUGUUUUGAGAAUUCUGAGAAAGUCGUUGGUAGCAUGGGAUUCUGAUGAUGACGGACUAAUUGAGAAUUCAGGUUUUCCUGAUCAAACGUAUGACGUAUGGACUGCAAAAGGCCUGACUGCUUACACUGGUGGCAUGUGGCUCUCUUGUCUAUAUGCUACAUUUGAUAUGCUCUCUUGGUGUUUAAAAAGUGAUUCACCUGUAUAUGAUCAAAUAGUUAAUAAUACAGAUGAUACUCAACGUUCUUGGAGUGAAAUUAAAGAUGAAGUUCAAACACUAUUCACUAAAGCACGCGAUUCAUACAAUGCCAAACUAUGGACAGGUUCGUAUUACGCUUUCCAAUCAUACUGUACUCCUAGACGUGAAGUUAUUAUGGCCGAUCAGUUAAGCGGAUAUUGGUUUUCCCGUAUUACUGGAGUGCCACCGAACUUGAUUUUACCCAAAAAUCAUGUAGUGAAAACCCUACAGACAAUUUCGAAUUGCAAUUGGCAUGGCAUAAAAAAUGGCACUAUAGGUGCAAUUAACGGUUGUCUUCCAGUCUGUAAACCUGACCUUAGUAGUGUUCAAGCAGAAGAAUUUUGGGUCGCUGUAAACUACUCACUUUCUUCUCUUAUGAUAGCCGAGGGAAUGAUUGACGAGGGGUUGGCUCUCGGCGAAAAAUGCUACAACACUAUCUACAAUCUUUACGGAUUACAAUACCAGACACCUGAAGCAUACAUGUCUGAUGGUCGUUUUCGUUGUCCUGGAUACAUGCGGGCACUGGCUAUUUGGAGUAUUCAACAGGCAUUAGAAUUCACCAACAUAUACAAGUACUCAGACGCUUCAGAAUUUAAUGCUACAUUUACAAACAUUUAA
Schistosoma rodhaini is the source of this 2967-nucleotide messenger RNA. The record is from the annotation of a GenBank genome assembly. Lineage: Eukaryota; Metazoa; Platyhelminthes; Trematoda; Strigeidida; Schistosomatidae.